AUGAACCUAGAACAUGCGGCACUCAUUGCAGAAGCAUCGCGUAUGCAUAAUGAAUCGCGAGCCAAGAGACGAUACAACGUAAAAACGAAGGAAUACUCGCAAGCGAUGCACCGAUAUGAAAUCCAGCGUAAGGAUAUUAAACAAACUUUUACCUGGAUAAGGGACUCGGUCAGUGUAAUUUAUCUCAAGUCUCAUGUGUCAGUUACCCACGACUGGGUAAAGGCAUACAACAACCUCAAAACUGCCCUCAAUCCAGGAUCACGAGAGAUCAAGAGAUCAAUUCGGAAAGGGAAAUCCAUGACCUUUGCCCUUGACAAAGAAGAUUGGUCAACUCGCUUUAUUGAGGCCAUUCGACCACUUGAUCCAGUAUGGGUAAUAACCCUUGAGCAUGACGUUGAGGAGAAACUAGACGACGAUACGCUCACGUAUGGAGACAUGUCACGAUACUUCCAACGCAAGCAAAUGUAUCGCCUGACCAACGAGGAAGAUCAUGAUCUUGUUCCACAGACUAUUCCUGGAAGAGAGAUUAUAACUCUAUGGAGAAUUCCAACUCCAGGCAACACUGCGCUGAAUGAAAGGAAAGAGCCCCUCCUCGUGGACGAGAUAGAUCUCAGUCCCAGGAACAACCUCAGCGGCAGAACUCUCGAGAACCAGCUUAAAGACGAAGAGCACCUACCCCUCAUCCAAAGGAAAUGCAAGGCAAUGUAUUUUGUGAAAAUGGAAAAAGAACUGGCUGCCCUGUCAAUCAAUGAUUAUCCUCUAAAGCACUCUGCUUUAUUGGACUCCGGAUCAUCAAUUUAUGUAUUCAACGAGAAAGAAUGUUUUAUUAACUUUAAGAGAGCGACUCCCGGCGACUUCUUAUAG
Talaromyces stipitatus ATCC 10500 is the source of this 864-nucleotide messenger RNA. RefSeq lists its product as uncharacterized. The transcript is spliced from 5 exons. The record is from RefSeq and is a predicted model, not a curated record. NCBI's taxonomy places the organism in Eukaryota, Fungi, Ascomycota, Eurotiomycetes, Eurotiales, Trichocomaceae. Bases 1 to 864 code for a protein of 287 amino acids.